GGUAUUUGCCCUGCGGCGAUUCGUGGGCGCGCCGCCGCUGCGCGGCUGCCGCCGCCGCCGCCGCAGUUCUCAGAGAGCGCCGUAGUGAGUGGACGCUGUGCCGGAGAGCUGAGAGGCGCUCCGUUUUCUUUGGACGGAACCCGAUAUAGCUCGGCCUGAGGGCCCUCUCCACACCUCCCGCCAUGACCCGCUGGCUGUGCCCGCUGGCGCUACUCGCGCUGACCCCAAUCGCCUGGGGCCACGUCGCGCUGACCUUUCCACCGGCGCGCAAGUUUGACCUGGACUUUCUGGAUUCGUUCCGCACCAAGCCGCCAUGUGGAAUGCCCAAAGGCGAGGUAAAAACGUCCAUCCGCGCCGGCUCUUCAUUCAACGUGUCAUGGCAUCUGGGAUACCCCCACCAGGGUGGCUACAAGCUCGAGCUGCUGGACGCCAACGAAAAGGUCAAGAUGGCUUUGACCGUGGGCGCCAACGAGAAGGGCUUCAACGACCAGGACACCACUGCCCAGGAGCAGACGGUGACCCUACCGGAGGGCUACGAGUGCCUGGACUGCUCGAUUCGUCUGGUGCGCCAGGCCAACGAGUGGAGCCCGCGCUACAACUUCUGGAGCUGCGCUGACGUCGACAUCGUCGGUAACGACUACAGGGAGGACUGUAACGGUCACGGACGUGCCUCGUUCGGAAAGUGCCGCUGUGAGAAGCGCUGGUACGGAGAGCGAUGCCAGUUCUCGAACGAGUGCGAGGAAGACAAGCACUGUGGAAGGUACGGCAAGUGUGUCGACCUGGCUGCCACCUCGUACCCGAAGAAACAGUGCUUCUGUCGCGUCGGCUACUUUGGCAAAAACUGCGAGCAGAGAAAUCCUGCCGGUAUGCGCAAGCCCAUCACGAACCUGGGCCUGUACCAGAAGAAGGAGCUCUCGCCCGAGUUCACCCUCUACUGGCGCCAGCUGCGCGACAUUGGCGAGAUCGAGAUGGUGAUGCAGGUCCGCGGUCAGAGCUACGCCGCCGUCGGCUGGCGGCCCAACGGCCUGGACGGCACGUGCAAACACUUCCCGGCCAUCGAGGUCACCCACACCUCCACCGGAGGAGAGGGAGCCCACCCGGAGCCGGAGCCGGAGCCAGAGUCGGAGCCGGAGCCUGAGGCCGAGGCGGAGCCGGAGCCGGAGCCUCAUGCCGAGCCAGAGCCAAGCAGUGAGCCAGAACCGGAGCCGAGCAGCGAACCGGAGCCAACUAGUGAGCCAGAACCGGAGCCAAGCAGUGAGCCGGAGCCAUCGAGCGAGCCGGAGCCAACCAGCGAGCCGGAGCCGGAGCCGAGCAGCCAGCCGGAGCCGGCGGACGAAGGCGAGAAGCAGGCGUCAGGUAAUUCGCGGAUGGAUAAGUUCCGUUCCGGCGGGUUCCGUCGUCAGGCGAAGGGGUCGCGCACUCGUGUCGCCGUGCCCGCCGCUCUGCUGUCCGGCGGUGUCACUGUGCGCGACGACGAUCGGCCGCAGCGUGUGCGCUCUAUCGGCGGUGUUGACGUCAUCACUCGUCAGAAGAGGCAGGCGGAGUCGGACACCCACAGCGAGCCGGAGCCGGAGCCGGAGCACGAGCCAAACUCUGAGCCGGAGCCCAGCUCCGAGCCAGAGCCGACCAGCGAGCCGGAGCCUGAACACGAGCCAAGCUCGGAGCCAGAGCCCGAACACGAGCCAAACUCGGAGCCAGAGCCUGAACAUGAGCCGUCCGCGGAGCCGGAGCCAGAACACGAGCCGGAGCCGGAGCCUAAAUCGGAGCCGGAGCCGGAGCCAUCGGCCAAGCCCGCCAAGAAGAAGAAGCCGGCGAGCACGGCCCGCGUGGGCUACUACCCCGGCGGCGACUUCCACGCCAUGGACUGCACGGACAUCGUGAUCGGUGCUGCGCGCGGCGAGUUCGGCCGCGUGGGCGACUUCUACACGCGCGACCGGUCCACCCCGCGCGAGGAUGAGUUCUGGGGCGGCAGCGGCAGCCUGACGGCCGCGCUGGCCUACGAGCAGGAUGGUGUCACCACCGUGGCGUUCAGAAGGAAGAUUGAUGCCUCGGAGCCGACUGACCACACGAUCGCCGACGAGCUGAUGCACGUGAUCUGGGCGCGCGGCCAGCAGUCUGGCGACUACAUGCACCGACCCAAGUCUGGCCUGGAGGCCGGUAGCGCCUCGGUGCCCAACUUCUACCGUCCCGACGAGCUCAAGUACCACGGCCACGGCGGCCAGCGCGGCGUCUCCAGUAUCUCAUUCCUGGAGGGCGACGAGUCCGGCCAGGAGUUCAACCCGCAGGCGUACGAUUUCUGCGGCGCCGAGUGGCGCUGGCCGCCCACCUGCGCCAUGGACGCCGCCGACUGCGAGUACGCCGUCCGCUGGGAGCUGCUGGAGCCGAGCGACGAGAUCCGCUUCACCGUGCAGAGCGCCUCCGAUGACGUCUGGACGGGCGUGGCGUUCUCGCAGACGCCCAGUAUGCCGGCCAGUGACGUGGUGCUGGGGUAUGUGGUGGGCUCCGGCCGGCCCGUCGUGGUCGAUGGAUGGAUGGCCGGCCAUCUCCCACCCGUCAAGGACUCGCAGCAGAACCUGAAGAACAUCACUGGAUCGGUGCGUGACGGACGGCAGGAGAUCUCGUUCGUCCGGCCGCGCCAGUCUAAAGACAGCAAGGAUCUCUCCUUCACCGAGGACGAGUGCCUGUACAUGCUGUUCCCGAUCAAGGGCGGCGCCUACCUGAAGAGGUCGAAGCGCUUCUCGAAGCACGUCCAGACCCCGAUCGUGUCUGCUGAGAAGAUCUGCAUCAAGUCCUGUGCCAACGGAGCUCCCAAGCUGGGGAAGGACGGGAAGCCGCUGCCGCCGCCGCCGCCGCCCAAUGUCGACUAUGACGUCGAACUGAAGCUGCGAGGUCUGGUCGAACCGGCCGCCGUGCCCCAGCAGGGCUCGGAGGAGUUCAACAUCCUCAGUGAGCGCAUCAGGAACGACGUCAUGUCGGUGCUGAAGACGGUGCCCGGGCUGAAGACCAGCUCCGUCAAGGUCACGGAGUUCAAGGAUGACGGCGGCGACGUGGUGGCCAAGAUGAGCCUCCAAGUCGACCGUAAGCGGAUGGACCGCGAGCUGAAGCGGGUCGAGGAGACCGAGGAGCAGGCGGUGACGCUAGAGCGUGUGCUCAGCGAGUCGGUGGCCACCGGUAUGGUGGGCAACCUGCAGGUCAACCCGCAGUACCUGGUCGUCCAGCCAAGGAAAGCCCGCAGUCUGGAGGCGAGCGGCCCGAUCACCCAGGAGCAGUGGGAUGCCGAGGCCGUCAAGCUGUACAUCAUUCUGGCGGCGGUGGCGGCGCUGAUCCUCCUGGCCAUUAUCCAGGCGGCCUGCACCCUGGCCAGGAACCGCCGCGCCGCGCCGGCCGCCCGCCAGCCCAAACCCACGGCCAAGGACAAGCUCAUCACCAACUCGGCCUGGCGUGACAUGGCGGCUCACAGCAACUACGGUUACGAGAGUUACGAGGCGGACGCGGCCACCAACGGGCGGCCGUCCAAGGGGGGCCGCGGCGCGCCGGCGACCGCCCACGCGCCCUCGCCGCCCCAGAUGGUGGAGACGCGCUCGCUGCAGCGGCCGCGCUCUGGGCCGCCGCCGGGCGGCGACCGGUCCACCUACAGCCUGCCGCGGCCAGGCAGCCAGUUCUCGGCGGCCACCUACCACCCGUCGGGCGAGCGGCGCUCGGCCACGCUGCAGCGCGGCGCCGGCGGCCCAGAGGCGGCGCCCGACUUCUACUUUAUGCCCAGCCAGCGAAAGUAUUCCGGGGAGGUGGUCAGGGUGUAUGUGGACUAUAGCAAGCAGCAGUGAGCAGAGGAUAUAGGGUAGAGGAGUGCUUGGAGUGGAACCGGUCCAGACCCGCUGUGAGAAGUAUUUUGGGUCAGAGAGACGCUCGCUCGGGUGAAAUGGGCAGUUAGAGCUAUUGACUCUGUGGAAUCUUUAGGCACCCCAGCGAGGACUUGUUUCUCGCUAAGGGAAUCUGCGACGACCAGUGAUGUGAACUGACAAUCGGAGCCUGCCAAAGCGCACUCCUGGACCCCUGGCGGCGGUCUGUCGAAACUGUCAUUCAGCCAGGUCCGCUGGUGGCGAAGGCACCAGAAAACUCACCCUCUGGUGGCUCCUGGGCCCGUCAAGCCGCCAUCAUCUACGCUGUCCCGUAUGUGAACCUGUCGAAGAAAGAGGAGGGUUUAUCCCUUCUCAGUUUUCGCCCACCAGCGUCGCAGCUGCUCAAUGGAGACGCUGACCCGGACCAAAGCGUCCGUACCCGACUCCGUCCUUGUGUUAGCGGGAGAGAACUGAUCGGACUCCCGCUGCCCCUCGUGGUCGUGUAUGUAGAGUGGAUAACGCGCGUGGAAAAAUCUUAUCAUGAGCGUGAGCGGUACUGAUUGGACUGUUGUGCAUCAUUCGUAAAUGUAUUUGUGAAUCUCUGACUGCGUUCGUUGAUGUGCCGCGAUGAUACCUGGCUGGCUGAUACUAUAUGAUACUUGAUACUGUUUCGUUUAGUGCGAGAUAUAUCAUGGAUUUUGCGACGUGUGGCGGUGUACUCAGUCUGACAUUGUGUAAGUUCUCAUCGUGACCGUUUCAUCUGAUGUGACUCGAUUUGUCGUGAGGGACUAUGGCCGGGAGUUUUGCAAGGCGUUGUGAUGGCGCCUUUCUGUAUCAAGCCCGACUGGGCGUUUUUCGUCCUCUCACGGCGCUAUGAAGACAACGCUUCGUCGUUGUUUUGACUGAAUAAACUAAGUAAGGACUCA
Molecule: messenger RNA, 4765 nt
Organism: Amphibalanus amphitrite
Lineage: Eukaryota; Metazoa; Arthropoda; Thecostraca; Balanomorpha; Balanidae
Gene: nahoda
Exons: 16
Coding region: 183-3824 (1213 amino acids)
Source: RefSeq, a predicted model, not a curated record